UCGGCGGGAGAGGGUGGGAUGGGUUCGCCAGUUACUUUGCUUGCUCUGGGGACAUCAAUCGCAAUAUAGGUUUCUUGGGAUCUCUUCCAAAACCCUCUGAUUGAGUAAACCUAACCUGUGUUUACUGCACAAGCUACUGACAAAUGAGGGCAAAUACUCGCGACCCUUUAAAAUCUGCUAACGAAGGGGACCCAGAUGUAACCCGACCCUCAGCUACCGCCGCCGGAAUCUCCGUUGGAGUCAUUCAUCGGAAGAAAGGCACCGGCGUCAGAGCGUGGCUUCUAAUUGACGCCACUGGCCAGACGCAAGUGGUGGAGGCCGGCAAGCACGCCGUCAUGCGCCGAACUGGCCUGCCUGCCCGAGACCUGCGGAUAUUGGAUCCACUUCUGUCCUAUCCUUCCACGAUUCUGGGGCGUGAGAGAGCGAUCGUCAUAAAUUUGGAGCACAUAAAAGCGAUAAUCACUGCUCAUGAAGUUUUGCUGUUGAAUUCGAGGGACCCAUCCGUCACCCCCUUUGUUGAGGAGUUUCAGAGAAGAAUUCUGCAUCAUCAUCAAGCCACUAAGGCUCAGGAGGGAAAUGGCGAUGAUUCAACCUGGACAAAAUUGUAUGAUUUGGAAGAGCCACAAUCUAGAACUGUUAGUCCUCGAAUUCAGGAUGGGGAAAGUAAAGGAGAAGAGAAACAAUUCCAAAAUAGAGAUGGGAUGAAGAUUCUCCCCUUCGAGUUUGUAGCACUGGAGGCAUGCCUUGAGGCUGCUUGUGGAGUGUUAGAAAAUGAAGCAAAGACAUUGGAGCAAGAGGCUCAUCCUGCCUUAGAUAAGCUGACUUCAAAGAUUAGUACUCUCAACUUGGAACGUGUUCGUCAAAUUAAAAGCCGCUUGGUUGCAAUUACUGGUCGAGUUCAAAAGGUACGGGAUGAGUUAGAACACCUGCUAGAUGAUGAUGAAGAUAUGGCUGAGAUGUAUCUGACAGACAAGUUAGUUCAGCAGCUUGAGGAUUCUUCAGCCUCAUCCAUGAAUGAUAAAGAUGACACGGAAGAUCAAGAACUUCAAACUGAUAUGGAUGGCAGGAUACCUGCGGAAAUAUCAUUGGAAACUGGGGGUGGUUUUGCUCGCUAUGAAGAUCAUCAAAAUGCACUUGGCAGGGACAGCCAUGGAACUCGUACUAGCGCUACCUACAGUACUAUUACCAAGCAACUUGAUGUAGAAGAGCUUGAGAUGCUCUUGGAAGCAUACUUCGUGCAAAUUGAUGGCACACUGAACAAACUAUCCACGCUGAGGGAGUACGUGGAUGACACAGAGGACUACAUCAACAUUAUGCUGGAUGACAAGCAGAACCAUCUGUUGCAAAUGGGAGUGAUGCUGACAACGGCAACCCUAGUCGUGAGUGCUUCAGUGGUGGUGGCUGGCAUUUUUGGGAUGAACAUUCAUAUUGAGCUUUUUGAUGCUGGGAUGCGGGAAUUCCUCUGGACCGUUGGUGGCAGCACCGCGGGCACCAUAUUCCUGUACGUGAUUGCCAUUGUCUGGUGUAGACACAAGCGUCUUCUGGAGUGAGAUUCACUGGCCGCCACAAUGUUCAGAUACCAUGUUCAUACUUUGUAAAAAUAUAUCAAGUGAGCCAUCAACACGAUGAUUCAUCAAUAAUGUCUAGGAGGUUUACUUCUACGGAACAAGAUUAAAGCGAUAUGAGGGUGACUUUGAUUCAAAAGAAAAAAAAUUGUAAUAUCACUUUUUUCAAUCGAAAAGCAAACCAGCAUAAAGUGUUUGUGACUUGAUUCCGCCGAACAAAGUAUGAUAUUCGUGGGUGCUUUUUGAAGU
This is a messenger RNA of Neltuma alba, 1814 nucleotides long. RefSeq names its product magnesium transporter MRS2-3. Gene Ontology annotation, biological process: magnesium ion transport. The record is from RefSeq and is a predicted model, not a curated record. Gene Ontology annotation, molecular function: magnesium ion transmembrane transporter activity. The transcript is spliced from 6 exons. Bases 144 to 1550 code for a protein of 468 amino acids. NCBI's taxonomy places the organism in Eukaryota, Viridiplantae, Streptophyta, Magnoliopsida, Fabales, Fabaceae.